UUUCAUUUGCUUUCUCAGCCGACUGUGUGUGUUUUUACUCAUCAAAGCUGCCUGCUUUUCCUUUCAUUCUAUCUUGUUUGAACCCUCAAAAUGUAUACUUCAAGGAAGAAGAUUCAGAAGGACAAGGAUGUCGAGCCCAGCGAGUUUGAGGAGUCCGUUGCACAGGCAUUGUUUGAUUUGGAGGCUGCAAACCAAGAUCUCAAGAGUGAUUUGAAGGACCUUUACAUCACUGGCGCUAAUCAAAUUGAUGUCUCUGGAACUAGGAAGGCUGUGGUGAUCAAUGUUCCUUACAGACUGAGGAAAGCUUUCCGCAAGAUCCAUCUCAAGCUUGUUAGAGAGCUCGAGAAGAAGUUCAGUGGCAAGGAAGUUGUUUUGAUUGCAACCAGAAGGAUGUUGCCACCACCAAAGAAGGGUUCAGCAGUUCAACGACCCCGUAACCGUACCUUGACAGCUGUGCAUGAUGCUAUGCUUGAGGAUAUUGUUCACCCUGCUGAGAUUGUUGGAAAACGUGUCAGAUUCAGAGUUGAUGGCACCAAAAUCAUCAAGAUCUAUUUGGACCCUAAGGCAAGAAAUGACACUGAGUACAAGCUGGAAACUUUUGCUGGGGUUUACAGGAAGCUUUGCGGGAAAGAUGUUGUCUUUGAAUAUCCCAUCACCGAGCCUUAGAGGAAACUCAUGUUGAGAAUCUUGGUUUAAUUUUUGUUGUCUUUUCAAAUGCAACUUUAUGGUUAAUCUGUUAUUUGACGUCAAGAUUUUCAGAUCAUCCUUAUUUUGUCUAGGAAAUAUUUAAGAUUGCCAGUUUCAAGUUUUCUUAUCUAUUUUGCCUUUAAUGUUUGGGAUAUUUUGAUAUAGAACCUGCAUUUUAUUUUAAA
Molecule: messenger RNA, 872 nt
Organism: Erigeron canadensis
Lineage: Eukaryota; Viridiplantae; Streptophyta; Magnoliopsida; Asterales; Asteraceae
Product: 40S ribosomal protein S7-like
Exons: 6
Coding region: 91-666 (191 amino acids)
Biological process (GO): translation; ribosomal small subunit biogenesis; rRNA processing
Cellular component (GO): 90S preribosome; cytosolic small ribosomal subunit; ribosome
Molecular function (GO): structural constituent of ribosome
Source: RefSeq, a predicted model, not a curated record